AUGGGCUUACACACGAUUCGACAGAAGUACGACGAGGAACGAGACAAGCGGUACCACCCUGCAGGACUGCAGCAGUAUGUGGUUGACCUUGCUGCUUCGGACAAGUUUAGACGAUUUCAGGCUGAUCCCUGGGUCCGGCCUGGACACUCACCACAGACGUCCAACGGUGAUCGUGUCCACACUGCUGGCACCAUCGCCAAAAACAUUGCGUUGAAAGAUGGAGAUUCUUGUGUCUUUCUCAUAGUUGGUGCAGGAUACGGAGGAAUUCUUUUUGCAGCCAGCCUUAUCAAGGCGGGCGUGGCCCCAAACGACAUCCGACUUGUCGACACGGCCAUGGGAUUUGGCGGCACUUGGUAUUGGAAUCGUUACCCCGGACUCCAAUGCGAUGUUGAAAGCUACAUCUAUAUGCCGCUUCUCGAGGACACAAAAUACAUGCCGAAGCAUAAAUACUCGUUCGGUCCAGAACUAAGGUCUCAUGCUGAGCGCAUUGCCGCACACUUUGGCUUUCAAGACAAGGCCCAAUUCGGCACUCGAGUCGACACUUUAGUCUGGGAAAAUAGCAGCUCCGAGUGGAAGGCCAAAUUGCAUAUCGAAAGAGACGAUACAUUUAUCCACGUGCGCUCCAAGUUUGUCUUGACCGCAUACGGCAUUGGACACUAUCCCAAACUACCGAACAUUCCAGGACUCGACUCGUUCCAGGGAUCAACUUUCCACACCAGCCGUUGGGACUACAGCGCCACUGGAGGGUCGGAGGCCGAACCAGGUCUUACUUCCUUGGCGGAAAAACGAGUAGGCAUCGUGGGUACCGGCGCCACGGCUGUUCAGGCAGUGCCAUAUCUUGCUCGCUGGGCAAAGCAUCUGUAUGUGUUUCAACGCACGCCUAGUGCUGUUGGGCCCAGAAACAACAAGCCGACCGAUCCAGACCUCUGGCAGACUGAGAUUGCUACACACCCGGGCUGGCAGACGGACAGAGCGGAAAACUUCAACGCUUUCUUGGCCAACGACCCAAAUAAGCCGCAAGUCGACCUGGUCAAAGACGAGUGGACCAAGCUGUCAUCGUAUAGUGCGCUCAUCGGGAAUCCAACCAAUCUGGACGGCAAAUCAAGAGAAGAGGUGGACAGUUAUGUUGCUAUUUUGGAAGGCCUGGAUUUACCGCAGCAAGAAUCUCGUCGAUCAAGGAUCGACAGUAUUAUUCAAGAUCGAGACACCGCUGAAGCUUUGAAACCAUGGUAUCCUUCGUGGUGCAAACGACCUUGCUUCAACGACGACUACCUCAACGCCUUCAACCAAAGUAACGUCACACUUGUUCCAACCGGUGCCAGAGGCAUCGAAAGGAUCAGCAAUAGUAGUGUGGCAGUUGACGGCUGCGAAUACGAUAUUGAUGUGCUCAUCUUUGCCACGGGUUUCAGGCCACCAACGUCUGGAAGUCCUGCCGAAAGAAGCAGGAUGAAGGUUUAUGGACGCAAUGGGCUCGACAUGGACACCAAAUGGGCACAGCCCCAGGGUCAAGCCACACUUCACGGCCUUAUCAGCAAAGACUUUCCCAACUUUCUGUUCCCUGGUCCCAACCAGAUGGGUGCCGCGCCAAAUGGGACAUAUCAACGGGAUCAACUUGGCCAGCACUUUGCAUACAUCGUCAACGCUGCGGCAGAGAUACAUAACAGAACCCAUUCACGGAAAGAAGAGCAGAAUUUUUCGAAGUAUGGCAAGUACGACGUCGUGAUAGAGCCAACCGUCGAAGCUGAAGAGGACUGGGCCAAGGCAGUUGCACUGCAUGCGGUGAAGUUAUCCGCAAUGGCGGGCUGCACACCAAACUACAUGAUAACACCAGAAGAGCAAGAAGCGGUUGCGAAGCAGAAAAAAGACCUGUUGCAUCGGAAUGCAAGGGGCGCCUUGUGGGGAAAGGGGGUUGCCGAUUACAUGUCUAUCCUUCGAAGCUGGCGCAGUGAAGGUAUACUACGAGGUCUAGAUGUUACAGCUUAA
Molecule: messenger RNA, 1983 nt
Organism: Colletotrichum spaethianum
Lineage: Eukaryota; Fungi; Ascomycota; Sordariomycetes; Glomerellales; Glomerellaceae
Product: FAD-binding monooxygenase ausC
Exons: 1
Coding region: 1-1983 (660 amino acids)
Source: RefSeq, a predicted model, not a curated record